Fusarium keratoplasticum is the source of this 996-nucleotide messenger RNA. RefSeq lists its product as uncharacterized. The coding region runs from base 1 to 996 and encodes 331 amino acids. Gene Ontology annotation, cellular component: cytosol. Gene Ontology annotation, molecular function: 3'-5'-DNA exonuclease activity. The transcript has 2 exons. The record is from RefSeq and is a predicted model, not a curated record. Lineage: Eukaryota; Fungi; Ascomycota; Sordariomycetes; Hypocreales; Nectriaceae.
AUGUCCUCCUCUCCCACCGUCGACUUGACCCCAUUCCCCGCAGCCGCCCCCGCGGGUCCCACGACCGAGCUUCGCUUCGCAGACGUGGCCGUCACGGCGACUGCGGAUGAAUUCAAGGGUAUCUACCGCGGAAAGAAAUGUCACGAGCCAGACUUUGUUCACACCCUGGAACGGGCCAAGGAGGCUGGUGUGAGCAAGGUCAUGCUCACCGGCAUGUCCCUCGCUGAUGUGCCCUACAAUGAGGCCAUCGCCAAGUCCCGCCCUACGCAGUGCUACAUCACCAUUGGUGUGCACCCGUACCACGCCUCUGAGCUGGACGAGGGCGGCAAGGCGUACCUCAAUGAUCUGGAGCAAAAGGUCAAGGAUGCGCUGGCACAGGACCCAGUUCACAUUGCUGCCUUUGGGGAGCUGGGUCUCGACUACGAUAGGGAGGUUCAUGCAUCCAAGGACGUGCAGAAACGUGCCUUCAAGGCACAGCUUGACCUCUUUGUUGAGAAUAAGUGGGAUCUCCCGCUGUUUCUACACUGUCGUGCUGCGUUCGACGACUUUGUCGAGAUCAUGACACCCUACAUGGAUAAGCUGCCCCGCCGCGGCCUGGUCCACAGCUUCGUCGGCUCCACGUCGCAGAUGGAGAAGCUCGUCUCCAUGGGCCUUGACGUGAGCGUCAACGGCUUCAGUUUCAAAGACGCCGAGAGUCUAGAAAUGGCAUCCAAGAUCCCACUGGGUUCGCUGCAGAUCGAGACGGACGCGCCUUGGGGGGAGCUCAAGUCGACCUCGGAAGUUGUAAAGCGGUACUGCACCAAUGCCAAGGCUCUUCCGGCGUCGAAGAAGAAGGAUAAGUGGGAUGCAAAGUGCAUGAUCAAGGAGAGGAAUGAGAGCUGCUCGAUUGAGAGGGUUGCGUUUGUUGUUGCUGGGCUGAAGGGUGUUAGUGUUGAUGAGGUCGCUGAGGCGGCGUGGAAGAAUAGCGUCAAGAUGUUUGGCCUCGGAAGAAGGUAA